CACUCUAUCCACAACGUAGCAUCUGCGCAACAACUCCGGUGCUUCUGCUUGACCUGCGCGGCAAUGGCGUCUUACGCUCUCUCCAAGCUCUCGCCGUCGACGCCCUUCUCGCCGUCGACCCGCGCUCGGUCCCCUCACCGGCCGAGGCUCGCGAGCUCGUUGAGAUUGCCGAACGCGUGGCUCCUCGGCGCGAGCGAUUUGGCGCUCCGUUCGACGAGCCUCGUCUCGCGGUCGUCGAAGCCGCGCCCGAUCAUCGCCACCGUCGCCUUCAGCCUCCCCACCGCAAAGCCGGAGAGGGUCUCUUCCGGUGAGAAUGUUCCCAGAUGGUCGAGGAGGGCGAUAAAGUCGUUUGCUAUGGGUGAACUCGAGGCGAGGAAGCUCAAGUAUCCGACUACUGGAACGGAGGCACUUCUUAUGGGAUUGCUUAUCGAGGGGACUAGCUCUGCUGCUAAGUUUUUGCGGGCAAAUGGAAUUACACUUUUCAAGGUGCGGGAAGAGUCCAUAAAGUCGAUUCCAAAGGGCGACAUGUAUUUUUUCAGCCCCGAGCAUCCGCCGCUGACCGAAGAUUGCCAAAGGGUGCUUGAUUGGGCUGUCGAUCAAAAAUUGAAGUCUGCUGAUGGUGGAGAGAUUACGACGAGCCAUUUGCUUCUCGGUAUCUGGUCUGAAGUGGAGUCGCCAGGUCACAAGAUACUAGCUGCCCUUGGUUUUGAUGACGACAAGGCCAAAGAGCUGAAGUCUCAAAUUUGCGAACCGGAAUAUGACGGCUAACGGAUUUUCCCCCCUCGAUUUCUUUUUAAUUCUUACGCGGGAAUCUGGGGUUCCUUGGGAAAGCCGUGACGCUCAAACUAGUCUCCUCAAUAUGUUCAGUCCCUAAUCCCUCUCACAGGCUGGCACGAUCGGAUGAUUUCUUGACCAUUUUUGUUUGUUGAUUGUUGCGACUUGAGAUUCCUUGAAAAAUGAGAUGGAUCCAUCAUGUUUGUAUCAA
Molecule: messenger RNA, 985 nt
Organism: Syzygium oleosum
Lineage: Eukaryota; Viridiplantae; Streptophyta; Magnoliopsida; Myrtales; Myrtaceae
Product: ATP-dependent Clp protease ATP-binding subunit CLPT2, chloroplastic-like
Exons: 5
Coding region: 64-768 (234 amino acids)
Source: RefSeq, a predicted model, not a curated record